Molecule: messenger RNA, 674 nt
Organism: Amphimedon queenslandica
Lineage: Eukaryota; Metazoa; Porifera; Demospongiae; Haplosclerida; Niphatidae
Product: rapamycin-insensitive companion of mTOR-like
Exons: 5
Coding region: 111-659 (182 amino acids)
Biological process (GO): positive regulation of phosphatidylinositol 3-kinase/protein kinase B signal transduction; TORC2 signaling
Cellular component (GO): TORC2 complex
Molecular function (GO): protein serine/threonine kinase activator activity
Source: RefSeq, a predicted model, not a curated record
UACAUUAUUAUUUAUUGUUCAUUAUAGACCCCACCCAGUAUUCUCAGGACUGGUCACUAGAGGCAGGGUGGGUAGCUGAAGAGGGUAAGUCCCUCCUCCCUCCUAAAGUAAUGGAGCGUGUUGAUCUCAUGGGCUGCUACCAUGCACUGUUACUGACCUGUCUAUUGAAGGCGGGGUUCUUCACAUCGCUGGUGGAAGUGGUUAAACUACCUGAUCAACACAUCGCUGUAAUGACUGCUGUACUAAUGGGGCAGCUGCUACAUAUGGCUAAUUCUAUUCUUCCUCCGGAAUAUUUUUGUUUUUCUUUGAAAUUGCCCGACCUCAUAGCAGCUGCAAUGUCACCUGAUGAACAGGGAGAGAGAAAUCGUGCUUCAGAGGUUAUCAAUUGUUUGGAUCGUAUCCAUCAAAUGAAGAAACAGCCGGUCAAACCAUCCAGCCUCUAUCUUAAACUAACACUAGAACAAGCUGGUUAUUUUUCAGGUAAAGGUAGAAGUCACAAUAACCUCAUGCACAAUGUCCACAUAUCCAAUGAGAUGGAUGACCUCACUCUCCAGUCUCAUAUUCGUGAUACCCUGGUACUCACUAACCCGAGGGAGUACCCCUCCUGGGACUGGAACCUCAUACUGUCACUGCUUCAUGUGAGUGGACACUGCCAGUAAUAAUGAAUGAACCCU